Messenger RNA from Talaromyces proteolyticus, 2061 nucleotides. RefSeq names its product fork head domain-containing protein. The transcript has a single exon. The record is from RefSeq and is a predicted model, not a curated record. The annotation marks the transcript as partial. Lineage: Eukaryota; Fungi; Ascomycota; Eurotiomycetes; Eurotiales; Trichocomaceae. Gene Ontology annotation, biological process: regulation of transcription by RNA polymerase II. Gene Ontology annotation, molecular function: DNA-binding transcription factor activity, RNA polymerase II-specific; RNA polymerase II cis-regulatory region sequence-specific DNA binding.
CUAGAGCCGUCACCCCUUCCGCUGCAUCCGACCGAAAACCCUGGCUCCGCUACAGGAUGUGUCUUGAAUCCUCCACCCAGUGGCCUCCAUAGAGCAUCACCUACCAAAGGAUCCCAUCGCCCUAGAUCUUCCGGUAUAGCCCAAGGAAAGCUCAAUGCUGUGUCGAUCAUGGCACCUUCACCACCCAUGUUUCCGACUGAUUCUCCCAUCAAACGAACUACAUAUGGGAACCCUCACCGACGCAGUCCUUCAAUGCCGCUGCAAGCAGCUUUCACCACCUUCCCCAGUAUUCCCACAACAUUCGAACCGCGCUUCAACACCAUGGUGAACAACGAUGGAUUCGCUGACUUUCCCGACCCGACAUGCCAUGUCACGUCUUUGAAAAGAUCUUUCAUAGAGACACCUCCUUUAAAGGACCGUUCUGCAAAGAAACAGAAACGGGAAGACUCGGUCACUUUCUCGCUCCCGGAACCUGAUGAGAUGCCGCCUAUAGAAGACGAUGGCUCGAAGCCCCCGUACAGUUAUGCAACAUUGAUUGGCAUGGCUAUAUUACGCGCAUCUGGACGGAGGUUGACCCUGGCCCAGAUUUACAAAUGGAUUUCGGACACCUUUUCGUUUUAUCGUUCUGGGGACUCGGGAUGGCAGAACAGUAUUCGCCAUAAUCUCAGUCUGAACAAGGCUUUCAAAAAACAAGAACGUCCUAAGGAUGAUCCUGGGAAAGGAAAUUACUGGGCGAUCGAACCGGGGAUGGAGGCUCAAUUCCUGAAAGACAAGCCUGUUCGCCGAGCAACCCUGGCUAGCAUUCCCUUGCCUCCGACAAUUCUUCAAAGAGAUGCUCCUCAAUUCGCUCCUAAUGCCGGUACAGCAAUGUGGAGGGUCCCUCCUCACCCAUCUUCAUCUAUGCAAGUAGCAGAAGUGUCCAAGGCUGAUGAUCUGUCAUCUGAUGCUACGAUACCAGCCUCUGACCCGGCUCUCCAAGAUGACCUUAAUGAUGAAGAGACGCGUGCUCCAAUGGCCCACACUGCUGCCCCUCGUUCUUCCCCCCCGCAAGUGAUACACUCAUCUCCCCCCGUUGCCCCGUCUCGUUUCUUACGACAAGGCACACCACCAUCCCCCUCUCAUGCUACUUUGUCCACUGCCGUUCCACGCUCGCGCAAACAACCAUCUGCUCCCACAGUCAAUGACAGUGGAUAUUAUUCAUCUAUUGAAUCAUCAGCGAUGAGGUCCAACAAGGCGGGUCAUAUAUUGACCUCUGAUCUCGAUAUAGAACCGCCACGCAUCAAGCGCGGCCGUGCGGAGGAGGAAAUCGCUCGAAUUCGAAGCUCGUCCCAUGAUAUUAGCCCUAGUCAUUCGAAGAUCAUCAAGAAGGAUCCAGGAUCAAUGAUUGGGUCUUCCCCUUUCCGAGGCAGCAAUUGUCUCAGUUUUCUACCUCCGCCCUUAACACCAGCUAUCAACUUCAAAAAACCUCUCAGACCACCGCCGUCUCUAUCGCCUAAUACCAACCUUCGAAACCACCGACGAAAGAUUCAGCAGAUGGUGAACUCUCCGAUCAAACAUCUUGGUUUGACAGAAGACGAUGUUCCAUGGAGCCCAUCGUUCACUAUACAUGACGACACGGCUACUCCAAAUGAAAAUCUACAAUUACACUUUGACAUAUUCGCUGAUGCUACCACGGACCUUACUGCUACACCACCCUACAAAUCUCCUGAUAAACGCUUCCUCAGAUCUUCUUUAGACGAUACAAACACUGUAGCCGCCUCUCCACUUGCAGAUAUUACAUCUACAAGCGCUAAUAAACGCAGUCGGGCACUUGGCGGUCAUGGAAAAGGCUUUGAUUUUCAAGGCUCCCCGUCCAAAGCCCCUUCCUCGACAAGAUUUCUAGAUGCAACGGACGAGGACUUCUUCGAGUUCGGGCUGUUCGAAGGCAGCGAUGAUGUUAAUGGAAUCGACCUUCUUCAAGGAUUCAAAAAGAUCGGCGGCAAUACCAAAGACCCCCUUGGAACUAAAGAAGCUGGUCUGAGGCCGCCUCUCAAUCAUCGCAACCACACAUCAUUCUUCUAA